Spea bombifrons (plains spadefoot toad) is the source of this 1588-nucleotide messenger RNA. It is a transcript of the gene SLC39A7, whose product is annotated as solute carrier family 39 member 7. Gene Ontology annotation, biological process: zinc ion transmembrane transport; intracellular zinc ion homeostasis. The record is from RefSeq and is a predicted model, not a curated record. NCBI's taxonomy places the organism in Eukaryota, Metazoa, Chordata, Amphibia, Anura, Pelobatidae. Bases 76 to 1473 code for a protein of 465 amino acids. The transcript is spliced from 8 exons. Gene Ontology annotation, molecular function: zinc ion transmembrane transporter activity. Gene Ontology annotation, cellular component: membrane.
CGAGGCUGUGAGCCGGAUUGCUUUGUGCCACGUCUGAGUGGUACCGGACACUGUGGAAGCGGCGGCGCAGAUAAAAUGGCUCGUGUUUGGUUGCAAAGAGACGGUGUGGCGUGCAUCAUGUUGCUGGCGCUGAUUGUGUUAAACUCCGUGAUGUGCAUGGUCUCUGCUCAUUCACAUGAAGAUAUGCACCACGGGCACAGCCAUGGUCACCACGGGCACAGCCAUGGUCACCACGGGCACAGCCAUGAAGGUAUGCACCAUGGACAUAGCCAUGGCCACCACGGGCACAGCCAUGAAGGUAUGCACCAUGGACAUAGCCAUGACCACCAUGGGCACAGCCAUGAGGAACUUCAUCAUGGACACAGCCACGAGGGACUCGUUCAUGGUCGAGAUAAAUGGAAGGUUGAUGCAGCAGCGCAGAAAAUAGCCGGAGAGGAGAGCAAAGAAGAAGUCAAGAAUGUAGUUCCUCCAUCACAUACUCAAGGGUCAAGGGAAAAAAUGGAGCCUGUCCAGCUGUGGACCUAUGCUAUCUGCGCCACGCUCCUGAUCUCAGCCGCCCCCUUCUUCAUCCUCUUCCUGAUCCCAGUGCAGUCCAAAAGCAGCCAAAACCAGUCCCUGCUCAAACUCCUCCUGAGCUUUGCCUCGGGGGGUCUUCUCGGAGAUGCCUUUUUGCAUCUCAUUCCCCAUGCACUGGAGCCACAUUCGCACCACGUGGAGAUGGAAGAGCACGGUGACUCGCAUGGCCAUGGCCACUCUCAUAGUCACAGUCAUGGUCACAUGAUGUCUGUUGGACUCUGGGUUCUUGCUGGAAUAAUCGCCUUCCUUGUUGUUGAGAAAUUUGUGCGACACCUGAAAGGAGGUCACGGGCAUGGACAUAGCCACGCAUCCAGAGAUAGUUCAUCUGAUGAUACAAAAGAGGAAGAAGAUGUAAAAGACGAAGGGAAAGAAGGAGUCCGGCAGAGGAAGAAAGGAAAUAAUGCUGCCCAGAAAACCAAGAAGACCAAAGAAGGGUCAUCUGGAUCGGAUAUGACCGUGUCGGGAUACUUGAAUCUGGCAGCCGACUUCACUCACAACUUCACAGACGGUUUAGCCAUUGGCGCCUCCUUCCUGGUUAGCAGCAACGUCGGCAUCGUCACCACGAUCACCAUCCUCCUCCAUGAAGUUCCACACGAGAUCGGAGACUUUGCCAUCCUUGUGCAGAGCGGCUGCACCAAGAAAAAGGCGAUGAUGUUACAGCUCAGCACGGCCCUGGGGGCCCUCGCCGGCACUGCCUGUUCGCUGCUGGCCGAAGGCAUCGGGGAAGCAGCCACCCUGUGGAUCCUGCCGUUCACGGCGGGCGGUUUUAUAUACAUCGCUACCGUCUCUGUCAUCCCAGAGCUCCUUAAAGACUCGAACCCGUCCCAGUCCAUCCGGGAGACGUUCGGCCUGCUGCUAGGAGUCGCCAUGAUGGUCUUUAUUGCACAGUUUGAGUAGAGUGUUUCUGGCGUCGGCAGGGACGAUGGGACCAGGGCAACUGUGGUGGACCUUCAUUAGAAAGACAUUAAUUACUGUCAUUUAGGGGCAUGUAAGUGUCGCAUCAUGAGAAAAA